Molecule: messenger RNA, 2388 nt
Organism: Diospyros lotus (date-plum)
Lineage: Eukaryota; Viridiplantae; Streptophyta; Magnoliopsida; Ericales; Ebenaceae
Exons: 8
Coding region: 154-2046 (630 amino acids)
Biological process (GO): mitochondrion organization
Cellular component (GO): mitochondrion
Molecular function (GO): zinc ion binding; ATP binding; ATP hydrolysis activity
Source: RefSeq, a predicted model, not a curated record
CCGAGUUGACUCAAUGGAACAUUUAAACCCUAGAGACUUUCAGGCUGGCUUGAGUUUGAUAGCAGGGUUUAAGCGCGCGCCAGGAAGAAAAGCCUCCAUUUCACGGUAUCCACAAGCUCGAUGCCCUCCUGAAAUCGCACCUUGAAAGCGUCCAUGGCCGGUUCAAGGCUGUCCUCCUUAGCGGCGGUGGCGGCCGCCGCAGCCACGGCUGCUUCCUUACCGGCAUUGUCUAACCGCGCGUACGCUGAUUCUCCUUUCCGCUUCUCCCCUUUUUCUUCUCCUUCUCCUUCUCCUUCUCCGCCCGCGCCACAAUCAGAAUCUUCGCAUGAGAAGGCUUCGCCGGCCGCUGACGAGCCCAGGGGCGGGUUCGAUCCGGAAUCGCUGGAGAGGGGUGCCAAAGCUCUCCGAGAAAUCAACAGUUCUCCGCAUGCCAAGCAGGUGUUCGAAGUGAUGAGAAAGCAGGAGCAGAAUCGGCUUGCUGAGUUGGCGGCAGAGAAAGCGCAUUAUGAAGCCAUUCAAUCUCAAGCUGACAUUGACAAGCAGCAGAAAAUGGCUGAGGAGCAAAGGAAUUUAUUACAGCAACAAUCACAGGCAAAGGCACAAAUGUUGCGAUAUGAAGAUGAGUUGGCUAGGAAAAGAAUGCAGACGGACCAUGAAUCUCAGAGACGGCAUAAUGCUGAGUUGGUUAGGAUGCAAGAGGAGUCCUCCAUACGGAAAGAACAGGCAAGGAGGGUGACUGAAGAACAGAUCCAAGCUCAACAACGUCAGACGGAGAAAGAGAAAGCUGAAAUAGAACGUGAAACCAUAAGAGUAAAGGCCAUGGCUGAGGCCGAAGGUCGGGCUCAUGAAGCAAAAUUGACCGAGGACCAUAACAGAAGAAUGCUUUUAGAACGGAUGAAUGGCGAAAGAGAAAAGUGGCUUGCAGCCAUCAAUACAACUUUUAGUCACAUUGAAGGGGGUUUCAGGGUUUUGUUAAAUGACAGGAGUAAAUUACUUAUGACUGUUGGUGGAGCUACUGCCUUAGCUGCAGGAGUAUAUACUACAAGAGAAGGAUCCAGAGUGAUUUGGGGGUAUGUCAACCGGAUUCUGGGGCAACCAUCACUGAUUCGAGAAUCAUCCAUUGCAAAAUUCCCAUGGUCGGGAAUAGUUUCUCAAGGAGCUAACAAGUUGCUUAAUUACAGUACAGCAGCAGGGGCAGCAUCUGCUGGUAGUAAAACUAAAUUUGGAAAUAUUGUCCUUCAUCCUUCUUUGCAGAGAAGGAUAGAGCACCUUGCUAGAGCUACAGCAAACACAAAGUCUCACGAGGCACCCUUUCGCAACAUGCUGUUUUAUGGCCCUCCCGGGACUGGUAAAACCAUGGUUGCCAGAGAAAUAGCUCGAAAAUCGGGUUUGGAUUAUGCUAUGAUGACAGGAGGUGAUGUUGCCCCAUUGGGUCCGCAGGCUGUUACCAAAAUUCAUGAAAUAUUUGAUUGGGCCAAAAAGUCAAAGAAAGGUUUGCUGCUUUUCAUUGAUGAAGCUGAUGCUUUUCUCUGUGAGCGUAACAGCAAGCACAUGAGCGAGGCUCAACGAAGUGCUCUAAAUGCAUUGCUCUUUCGAACUGGAGACCAGUCGAGGGAUGUAGUUCUCGUGCUUGCCACAAACAGACCAGGCGAUCUGGACAGUGCUAUAACUGACCGAAUUGAUGAAGUUAUUGAGUUCCCUCUUCCCGGGGAGGAGGAGCGCUUCAAACUUCUGAAGCUCUACUUGAACAAGUACAUGUCUGAUGAAGGCGUUAACGAGUCCAAAUUGGGCUCGCUCUUCAAUAGAACCGCACAAAAAAUAACCAUAAAAGAUCUGUCAGAUGAAGUUCUCCGAGAGGCGGCCCAGAAGACAGAAGGCUUCUCGGGUCGAGAGAUCGCAAAACUCAUGGCCGGCGUUCAAGCAGCCGUCUACGGGCGCCCGGAUUGUGUACUGGAUUCUGGGCUGUUCAGGGAGAUAGUCGACUACAAGGUUGCAGAGCAUGAGCAGCGGAUGAGAUUGGCAUCUGAGGGCGGUCAGACAGCUUAACACAGUGGAAUUUGGCUGGGAAAUUUUUGUUCCAGGUUUCCCAAUUUUUGUUGUUUGUGAAUUUUUCACGUUUGGUAGUAUAUUGAUCUCUUCCACUUUCAUGCAACAACUGGAAGCAUAUAAGGGCAGGUUGAUGAGCAGUAAUGGUGGGUGGGCGAUACCCUGUGUAGGCUGUGUUGGCGAAGCUUUUGAUGCGGGUUCAAUAAAGUUACCUAUGGCUGCGGAUAAGAUUUUGGCCAUUGUCAUUUUGUUGGAUGUCUUACAGCUUUUCAAAUUAUUAUACACUUAGAAUCUUCAUUCUAUAGUUUUCCAAAUUGCAGAGCAUCUCCGAUUUUUAUUCUA